ACAUUACCGCGAGAAAUAAUGAUGAAGCGUGCAGUAGUGAACGUUAAUUCAAAGGACAAUGCAUGCUUCGCGUGGUCAGUGGUCGCCGCUCUACAUCCUGCUGAAAGAAACACAGAAUUGGAAUCGUCAUAUCCACAUUAUACAACAGUCUUAAAGUUUGAUGACAUUGCGUUUCUCGUUACAGUAAAGGACAUUGGAAAAUUUGAGAGUCUUAACAAUAUAUCGAUCAACGUCUACGGGAUGAAAAAGGAAAUGGCAAUGCUAAAGAUUCUUCCACUGCGGCUCUCCAAUGACAAGAAAGAGAAGCAUGUCAAUUUAUUAUACGUGCAAAAUCCGCACGAAGACAGCGUGGGCCACUUUGUGUGGAUAAAAAAUCUGUCCCGCCUCAUCAGCUCCCAACUGAGUAAAAAGAAGCACAAGAAAUACAUUUGCGAUCGGUAUGUAUACUAUAUUCUUAUGUAAAAAAUAGUUUUAUGAUCUAGCAAAAAAAAGUAAU
Messenger RNA from Monomorium pharaonis (pharaoh ant), 496 nucleotides. RefSeq lists its product as uncharacterized. The transcript has a single exon. The record is from RefSeq and is a predicted model, not a curated record. NCBI's taxonomy places the organism in Eukaryota, Metazoa, Arthropoda, Insecta, Hymenoptera, Formicidae. Bases 19 to 462 code for a protein of 147 amino acids.